GCCCGGGCGGCCGCGAGGGCGGAUUAGUGAAACGGAUUAAGAAUGAAAGUGUUUGCAAAAUACUAAAACUUUACGACGGGCAGCAGAUUAAGAAUGAAUUGUUUUUUAUUACGCCAGCCGAAAGGGGCAUAAGUCAAAAGGGCAGGUAAAGCGCAGGUAACUUUUUGUCGAUGGUCAAGGGUUUCAAAAAAGUCGGGACUCCGAAUAUACACAGGUAAACACAGGCAGCAGGAUGUGGCUAGCUGGGAUGUAUAAAAACUAGUGUGAUUGUUGAAAGGACAUCAAACGCUCUGAAAACGUUGGACAAGCAACAUCGGAUAUCUGUACUCGCAACUGCAACUAAUAUUGCUGAUACCACCUAAAGAAUCUGCAACAGAAGCAGCAACGUAGAGCUAUCAACUUGCUAAGGAUCCUCGCCGGACUUUGUGUUUUACAAAUACUUAUCGAUUAUAAAAUGCCGCGUUACCAGAAACUCAUCAACGAAUGCGACAGCAAGUCUGCAACAAAUGCGGGCCAACAAGAGCAACAACAUCGCUAUCAGCAGCAGCCAAAUGGGACGCCCAAUGUGGGAUAUCACUUGUAUCUGUACCGCCAGCAACUUUCUCAGAAGAAUGUGGAGUACAUGAGGUUGUCCAAGGCCAAGUACUUUAUCACCGACACUCUGCUGGCCAAAACGGUUAAGAAUUUGAAAGGCUGCAGCGUCGACGAGUUGAAGACUGUUAACCAUCAGAUCGUUUUCCGGCAUAAACUUCGUCGCCAGAUUCAGCGGCUUCGCAAGUUAAGAAGCUUGGGCAUCAAGAAUGCCAAUCCCAAGAUGGAGAGUACGGAAUUGUGAUAGUGAUUAAUAUACACAGGAUCGUCGGAGGCAAUAAUAUUUUACCGCUAUGGUUGAAGCAUAGUACAAAAAAUAUCUCAAAUACCUCUUACGUUUUUGGAAAUCUCUAAAAGAUGUGUAAAUUAUUCAAGAGAAUGUCAUUUGCUUAAGUGAAUGGAUGCAUAAAUUUAUAAAAUUGUAUGGCCCAAAAUCAUGUCAAUAAGCAGUGAUUAUAAUUAGUGUGUAUUUUGUCUGUACUAAUAACAUUAUUGAUUAAUUAAUUUAAUGACGUAUGUGAGCACAGUGAAGAUAAUUAAGAAUAGCACAAUAAUUUGAUUAAAAUGUAAUGAAAUAAACUGCCACGCUGUUAGUAAUCAAAGCUUUUAUAUCAAUGCAUUCACUUUAAAUUAUGACUUUAAAAGAGGCUGCCAUAAUAUUUUGACCUUUCGAGGUCCUGUAGUUGGACGCCAGUUGUAACCAAUAUUUUUGGCAAUAACCUAAUUGUCCAAACAGCUGUUGCCACCUACUCAAGUUUAGACAACGACAUGGAUGUGGACAGAAGCAACCUCAAUGUGACUAUCAAGUGAGGCCAAUUUGUGGCAGCCACUAAUUGAGUUCUCUGUGCAACAUCUUGACACGUGUCAAGACAAAUCAUUUGAGCUUUUGGGCCUUAUCUCUUGACCGCAAGUCUUUUGGAAUUUAUGAGCCCUUCGGGUGCAUUAAACUCGAAUGCCAUUAUCGAUUGGCAAAGGCGCUUUUAACAGGGCACGCAAAUAUGC
Molecule: messenger RNA, 1593 nt
Organism: Drosophila simulans
Lineage: Eukaryota; Metazoa; Arthropoda; Insecta; Diptera; Drosophilidae
Exons: 1
Coding region: 455-835 (126 amino acids)
Source: RefSeq, a predicted model, not a curated record